UCUUCCAUUUAAUCAGCACAGGAAAAAAAAAAAAACCCAAAACCCAAAAUCAGUAUUAUUAAUAAUAAAACAAAACAAGCAAUAUUAAUUGAAGCAGUAGUGUUUACUGGCGGCGAAAGAGGAAGGGAAGUGACGGCAACAGAGGAAUGAAAAGUGAUGGGUUGAUAACAACGGAGCAAGGAAAGUGAACUCAGACAGAGAGCUUGAAGCAUAGGGAGGGAGGGAGGAAAGAAGGGAGAGAGAGAGAGAGAGGAUGACGAUCGACCGAGCAAUUUUCGUGACGUUGAUGCCAGGGGUCAACAUUUCCUUCGUGCGACGGUGAGUAGAAGAGGAAAGAUGAGAAGGGUUCGACGAUGAGAAAAAUGCAAUGGCACCCACGGUUUCUGCCGGCGGCGACAGCAUAAUCUACCGGAGAAGAAGAGUUCGGUCAUGGGGGAUAAUAAUGGUGGGCUAGUGGCUGGGUUUAGGUUAGGAUUAGGUUUCUGAUGCUCAGAGAGAUGAAAGAAAGGGGUGGGUUGGCGUGGGUUUUCUUUCUGAGAGAAACGGUGCGUUGGAGCUUAUACAUUCGAACUGAAAAUCCUAAAAAAAAAAAUCGGCCAGUUUUAACAGUUUAUCAAUUAACUAUCAGUUCAUCCGGUUUUUAACCUGAUUUUUUUUAGGACAAUUCUAUGCCUCAAUAGUAUUGGUCAAGUGACGGAUUUUCAGAAUAUUGGUCCAAAUUAUGAAAUUUAUCAUCUUUUAUCCUAGGUCAAACAUGUUUUUUUUAUGUUAGUAAGUUAUAAUUUAAAUGACAUAAUUUUCUUCUUCUCAUCUAUAAAUCUUGGGUUCGAAUCCCACAUGUUGCAACCGAUAAAAAAAAAAUCUCCUCGAUAUUGCUGCUGCAACUUGUGAUAAAUGCGGGAGUAAAAAAAAUGUUCUCUCAUAAAAAUCAAAUGCAAAAAGCAUGAAUGCCCAGCUUUGACAGCACUAUCAGAAAAAAUAUAGUAAACAAUGGUUGGGUAUUGGUUACCGAAUGGAAUUCAGUCAGUCUCUUUUAAGAAUUAGUUUAAAAGAGAGAGAGAGAAAGAAUAGAGCACAAGGUUUUCUGAAGCGGAGAAGCAAAGGCAGCAAUCUGUAACUGCGUGGUAGGAUUCUCGAUUUGAGCUUUUGCUGAACUGAGACCGCAUCAUGAGCCAGCAUACACAAUCGCAGGGCUCCAGUUCCAGUUCCGCCAGUUCUGAUGUUAACAGCGAAGUGGAAUUUGUGGAAUUUGUCCCUACGAUUGUGAAGCAUGGUGAACAUGAGAAGCUGGAAUUGCUUUCAGAAGUGUAUCACCGAGCAAGCGGGGGUGCUGCAACACAAGCAUCUUAUUAUUCCUCCGACAUUCUGAAAGAAUUCAAGACCCCUACGAAGAACACAGUGCUACAUGUAGCAGCUUUCUACGGAAAUGAUGAGAUGGCAGAUCACGUGGCGCGACAAGAACCUGAUCUUAUAGCGUCCCUCAACGAAAACCAGGACACUCCCCUUCAUGUUGCUGCAAGAGCUGGGCAUUUCUCGAUUAUUAAAAGGCUCUUGGAUGCUUAUAAUGGGGGUGAAGCAAGAUUAAUGGAUCUCAUGAAAAUGAAGAACUGGCAAGGGAACAUUAUGCUACACGAAGCCAUGAUGAGCAGCACGGGAACUAUGAUUUUCGAUGUACUUGAGGAAUCAUCAUCAAUAUCAUUCUCACAUGAUUGUUAUGAGUUAGCAUUGGAUGAAGUAAAUGGGGAAGGGAAAUCGGUGUUGUCCUUGGCGGUUGAGGCUAGGCUCAUGGAAGCUGUUAACAGAAUAUUGGACAAGUGCCCCGAGAAUGCCACGCCAAAGGGAUUAUCACCCCUUCUAGUAGCCAUCUCCAACCGGGAUAGAGAUAUGAUGAGCACCAUAUUGGGAAAGAAAGAAGAAUGGAUACAUUUAAGGGACCCGUAUGGAGGGGUUGCUCUUCAUUUUGCAGCAGGUUUAGGUUACCUUGAAGGUGUUGUUUUUUUACUCGAUAGAUGCAAGACUUGCAGCAUUGAGAAAGACCAAUCAGGGUACCUGCCAAUUCAUCUAGCGGCUGGCCGAGGCCAUGUGGAAGUGGUUAAGGAAUUGUUACUAUACUGCACAGAUCUGAACGAGAUGAGGGAUGGACGUCUCAAUAAUAUUCUUCACAUUGCAGCUAAUAGUGGAAAGCUUGAAGUGGUGCGCUACAUCCUUCAAACUCCUCAGCUUGACAUGAUGAUCAAUCAAAAGAAUCGGUCAGGAGAGACUCCUUUGCAUGGGGCUACCGAUUGGGGUCGUCCCAACAUUGUCUAUGCCUUAACAAGUGACCACCGGGUUGAUCUUAACGUGGUUAGCUCAAGUAAGGAAAUGCCUCUUGACACUGCAAUUAAAAGGUAUUAUGCCGGUGGGACAGGGAAAACACCCCUUCGACGGUCGCUCACAUGGAUUGCACUAAAAUCUCUCGCUGGCGUUCAUGGCUGGUAUUUACACAGUUAUAAGCAAACUCACCUGGUUGGCCACAACGUUUCUUGUUAUAACUGCCAUUUUGGUGGCAGUUAUCUUUUUCUUGUACAUGCUCCUUUUCCUCCCAUCAUCCUCUGCAUCCAAGUUCUCUCGCUUCAUCUCCUACUACCCCUUUAUCUUCUUAGCAUCUCUAGCAGAGAAGGAACCUGUAGGACCUGUUUAUUUUACUACCAUUGCUAGCCAAACUAUAAUCCCUGGAACUACAGCGAACGAUGAUAUCUACCGCGUCAACUUCGAAACGAAGCAACCAUCUUAGCUUCUUAUUGUUCUACUGCAUACAUAAAGCUUGUGUUUGUGACUUAAGCUCUUAAAGAGAAAAGAUUGAGAAAGAACUUCACUUAUCACUAGCAUUGAUUUCACUUGUGUAUAAGUAUAGUUGGCACUUGCCACAUGUUUGUAUGUUUGAGGAA
Messenger RNA from Arachis ipaensis, 2927 nucleotides. RefSeq names its product protein ACCELERATED CELL DEATH 6. Gene Ontology annotation, cellular component: plasma membrane. Lineage: Eukaryota; Viridiplantae; Streptophyta; Magnoliopsida; Fabales; Fabaceae. The record is from RefSeq and is a predicted model, not a curated record. Gene Ontology annotation, molecular function: protein binding.